GCCGAAAACGUUAGGGACUCAAUCUGUGGGGUCUCAUUUUACAUAAAGUGUGAAAAUUAAUAGUUAUUUGUGAUCGAAACUAGGGCAUGGUAAGAAAAACAUGCAGUAUCGUGAAGGCAGACGAGCCGUUUGAAAAGAGGGUGUGUGUACUUUGGAUGCAAAAGCCGUGCCGAGACGAUUCCCUGAAGUGUACACGCAUCUCACCCACUGCUAACCCAUGCUAAUCUAAUACCGUGUCAACGGUCGUCAUUCGGCUUCUCAACUAAUACCCUGGUGCAUUUAUAUGUAUGCUGAACGCGGCUGGAUUAUACCGAGCUUCCCUAAACAGGUUCCCUUCAUGCAGAGACAGGACGUUCUCUCCUAACUGGUGUGCUGAAAUCCCCCAGGAGCUUUUUUACCCCAACAACUUACAUGGCUGGACCGUAUGCAGCUCUGAGUUAGUGUUAUUAGAAAUGCUGUCGAAAUGGAUUCCUCUGAAGCCGAGUUUACACAUCUUCCAACGCAGAGGGUUCGCUAUCUAGUCUUCGUGAUCUAUCUUCAAAUUUCUCUGGCCACUGGCACAACCUGGUCCGAAUGGUGGGGCUAUGAAGGGAUCUCUGGCUCGAAAUUUUGGGGAAUCAUACAUCCAGAAUGGGCCUUGUGUUCCAAAGGGAAGUAUCAGUCCCCGAUCGACAUCGACCCAAAGCUGCUGCUCUACGAUCCGAAUCUACGGCCGCUAAACUUCACAAGGAAACGCGUGUCUGGCGUCUUCGUUAACACGGGUCAAGAUUUGACCUUGACCUUUGACCUUGAUGACGAGGACUCCGGCGUUUUUAUUGAUGGCCCGCUGACCUACAGAUAUCGCCUGAAUCAUUUAAUAUUUCAUUUUGGAAGCGCAGACGACAGAGGUUCUGAGCACGUGAUAGCAGGAACGGCAUUUCCAUUAGAGAUUCAGUUUGUGGCCUAUAACUCAGAUCUGUUCUCAAGCUUCAAACAAGCGGCUGUUGCCAGUUUCGGCGUUAUUGUGAUCAGUUUGUUAGGCCAGACAUCAGCAGCCAACAACAAUACGUAUCUUGACGCAUUAAUUAAGGACGCUGAGUCCAUAUCAUAUAAAGGGGACAGUAAAGUCGUCUCUGACGUUUACGUGGACGGCUUAAUACCCAACACCAGUCAGUAUAUAACAUAUGAAGGCUCUCUUACAACACCGGGAUGUCACGAGGUCGUCACGUGGAUAGUUCUAAAUAAACCUGUCUAUGUCACGCCGACUCAGUUAGCUUCUCUGAGAACCGUUCAUAAAGAGGGUCGGGGAAAAGAUGAUCGGCUAAUGGAGAAUAAUUUCCGUCCAGUAAUGCCUUUAAACAAUCGAGCAAUCCGAACGAAUAUUCUCCCAUCCGAGUCACCCGAAUGCAGACGAAAAAGGACUUUUUCCUACGAAGUCAAUGAGCGUUUCCUGACGUGACGACACGCGAAUGUUAACGCUGCGCUCUCCUCUAGUUACCAAAGGAUUAGCAGUCUUCCAGCAAGAGUCCUCACAACUUCCUCCUACCGUCGACAUUUCUGAAUAGCUCUAACGACUCCCACCAAAGCCGGUACUGUUCGCUUCUAAACGCAGGCCAGGACCCUCUCUGGAAGGGUGAUGUAGAAAUAAACUAAUUAUCCGGCAGGAUGUCGCUAAGGGAAUAUUCGACCCACAGAGUGCGAUUCUCACCACUCUGAAUGGAUGGGAAGGAAUGAAAGUUCUCCCGACGGACGAAGAUAUAUCCCCCUUCAAAUGAAGUACACGUGUAACAAACAGGGGGCAGUUUAUCUUAAGAAGUGUGUGACCCUAUGCAAUAAUUGCAACAUAGUAUACACAAGCAAUUUCUGAUUGGAACUGAUGUUUGAGGCACGUCACGUACUUUGAGAUGCUUAUGGUAACAUAUGACUGGGAGACAUUUCUGUCGUAUUUGUUCGGACGAAUAACCGUCAUGCAUGGGAAUGUAUGGAAUGAAUUUAAAAUGGAACGCGUGUUAAUAAAUGUAAACAAGCAAAUCUUUGGAAGACAGAGACUUUCUGGGAAGGUCAAAGAUCUAACCCUGAAUAUAGCCGAACAUUUUCAUCAUUGUCCCAAUACCGUAUUACAAACAUUUUCUGGUAUUUGUGUAUAAGAUGUUUUGAAGUUUUUCUGUCCUUCUAAUUGUACAAGUAAGUGUAUAUGCAAGGGAGAGAAUCCAGUACAUUGGUAUUUGCUCCGUGUGUUCUAAGUAUUCUCUUCUCUUUACGUCACACGUUGGA
Molecule: messenger RNA, 2253 nt
Organism: Liolophura sinensis
Lineage: Eukaryota; Metazoa; Mollusca; Polyplacophora; Chitonida; Chitonidae
Product: carbonic anhydrase-related protein 10-like
Exons: 10
Coding region: 464-1438 (324 amino acids)
Biological process (GO): one-carbon metabolic process
Molecular function (GO): zinc ion binding; carbonate dehydratase activity
Source: RefSeq, a predicted model, not a curated record